AUGCCUCUGCGGGAUGAAACCCUCCGAGAGGUGUGGGCCUCUGACAGAAGGGGGCUGCAGUUCCCCCCGGAUAAUCUGCGGUUAUUUCUGGCGGCUCAAGGGAUUAGAGGGGGAUGGGCGGGCCUCAGCGCCCCCCUUUCCUUCCUCGACCUCCUCUUGACCCCCGUUCCGCAGCGACCCGCCCCGGCACAGAGGCUAAGGAAGAAGAGGACGGAGGCCCCCGAAUCCCCCUGCCCCACGGGAUCCAAGCCCCGGAAGCCCGGAGCUGGGCGGAGGGGGAGGCCGCGGGAGGAGCCUUCCCCAGACCCAGCCCAGGCCCGGGCGCCGCAGACGGUCUACGCCAGGUUCCUCAGGGACCCCGAGGCCAAGAAGCGCGACCCCCGGGAAACCUUUCUGGUAGCCCGUGCCCCAGACGCGGAGGACGAGGAGGAGGAGGAAGAGGAGGAUGAGGAUGACGAGGAAGAGGAGGCAGAGGAAAAGAAAGAGAAAAUCCUUCUGCCUCCCAAGAAGCCCCUGAGAGAGAAGAGCUCCGCAGACCUGAAGGAGAGGAGGGCCAAGGCCCAGGGCCCAAGGGGAGACCUGGGAAGCCCUGACCCCCCACCGAAACCUCUGCGUGUUAGGAAUAAGGAAGCUCCAGCAGGGGAGGGGACCAAGAUGAGAAAGACCAAGAAGAAAGGGUCUGGGGAGGCCGACAAGGACCCCUCAGGGAGCCCAGCCAGUGCGAGGAAGAGCCCAGCAGCCAUGUUUCUGGUUGGGGAAGGCAGUCCUGACAAGAAAGCCCUGAAGAAGAAAGGCACUCCCAAAGGCGCGAGGAAGGAGGAAGAAGAGGAGGAGGAGGCAGCUACGGUGACAAAGAACAGCAAUCAAAAGGGCAAAGCCAAAGGAAAAGGCAAAAAGAAAGCGAAGGAGGAGAGGGCCCCGUCUCCCCCCGUGGAGGUGGACGAACCCCGGGAGUUUGUGCUCCGGCCUGCCCCCCAGGGCCGCACGGUGCGCUGCCGGCUGACCCGGGACAAAAAGGGCAUGGAUCGAGGCAUGUAUCCCUCCUACUUCCUGCACCUGGACACGGAGAAGAAGGUGUUCCUCUUGGCUGGCAGGAAACGAAAACGGAGCAAGACAGCCAAUUACCUCAUCUCCAUCGACCCUACCAAUCUGUCCCGAGGAGGGGAGAAUUUCAUCGGGAAGCUGAGGUCCAACCUCCUGGGGAACCGCUUCACGGUCUUUGACAACGGGCAGAACCCACAGCGUGGGUACAGCACUAAUGUGGCAAGCCUUCGGCAGGAGCUGGCAGCUGUGAUCUAUGAAACCAACGUGCUGGGCUUCCGUGGCCCCCGGCGCAUGACCGUCAUCAUUCCUGGCAUGAGUGCGGAGAACGAGAGGGUCCCCAUCCGGCCCCGAAAUGCUAGUGACGGCCUGCUGGUGCGCUGGCAGAACAAGACGCUGGAGAGCCUCAUAGAACUGCACAACAAGCCACCUGUCUGGAACGAUGACAGUGGCUCCUACACCCUCAACUUCCAAGGCCGGGUCACCCAGGCCUCAGUCAAGAACUUCCAGAUUGUCCACGCUGAUGACCCCGACUAUAUCGUGCUGCAGUUUGGCCGCGUGGCGGAGGACGCCUUCACCCUAGACUACCGGUACCCGCUGUGCGCCCUGCAGGCCUUCGCCAUCGCCCUCUCCAGUUUCGACGGGAAGCUGGCCUGCGAGUGACCCCAGCAGCCCCUCAGCGCCCCCAGAGCCCGUCAGCGUGGGGGAAAGGAUUCAGUGGAGGCUGGCAGGGUCCCUCCAGCAAAGCUCCCGCGGAAAACUGCUCCUGUGUCGGGGCUGACCCCUCACUGCCUCUCGGUGACCUCCGUCCGCUCCCCAGCCUGGCACAGGCCGAGGCAGGAGGAGCCCGGACGGCGGGUAGGACGGAGAUGAAGAACAUCUGGAGUUGGAGCCGCACAUCUGGUCUCGGAGCUCGCCUGCGCCGCUGUGCCCCCCUCCUCCCCGCGCCCCAGUCACUUCCUGUCCGGGAGCAGUAGUCAGUGUUGUUUUAACCUCCCCUCUCCCCGGGACCGCGCUAGGGCUCCGAGGAGCUGGGGCGGGCUAGGAGGAGGGGGUAGGUGAUGGGGGACGAGGGCCAGGCACCCACAUCCCCAAUAAAGCCGCGUCCUUGGCCAAGCGGAGCGGUGGUUCCUCAGCGCGUGCGGAGAACGAGGCGGCAGGAGGCGUCCGAGGCGCGGGCUGGAAGCCUCAACCCCCGUCCCACUCCCGCCCAGGCCCCGGGCGCUCCCGCGUCCCCUACCCGCGCCCGUCGCGGGUCCUACCGAAACUCGGCGGCCGCACAGCGUCGAGACGCCCCCCGCGGCGGCCCGGGGAGCCGGGGCGAAAGGGAGGGUCCCGGAGGUCGGGGAAGAGGGAGAAAGGGAGAAGAAAUUCGAGAAACUAGCUACGCGGGGAGAACCAGACAAACCGGGUCCCGGCAGGGCGGGCGCAGCCGCCAGGGCGGAGCCGGGUCUGGGGCCCCGGGAGUGGGGGGCAGGCCCGCGAGCUGGAGGGUACGCUCCGCCUUGGCGGCUCGGGACUAGGGUGGAGGGGCCGGGAGCCCCGGGGCCCGUGCGCUCCGGCUCUGCCGGGCUCCUCGUGACGCGGCACCCACGGCCCCCGGCACCGACGGGAGCCCUGCCCCCGAGGCGAGGGCUCCGCCCUCGGCCCCGCCCCAGGCCGGAGCCCCAAAUUCCGGCGGGUGCCCGGGAGCGGGGCGAGGCCCGGAGCGCAGGGGGAGGAAGGCAGCUCCGCACGGGCGGGCGAGGAGCGGGGCGCCCAGGCGCGCGCCAGCCGGGGUGGCCGGGUCGCGAGGCCGCGGGGUAGGCGGCCCGAGCGCGGCUGGACGGCCCCGCCCCUCCCGGCCAGCACCGCCCCCUGCGCGCCCCGCCCCCUCCU
Pan troglodytes (chimpanzee) is the source of this 2919-nucleotide messenger RNA. It is a transcript of the gene TULP1, whose product is annotated as TUB like protein 1. Gene Ontology annotation, biological process: protein localization to cilium. The transcript is spliced from 14 exons. The coding region runs from base 1 to 1704 and encodes 567 amino acids. Lineage: Eukaryota; Metazoa; Chordata; Mammalia; Primates; Hominidae. The record is from RefSeq and is a predicted model, not a curated record. Gene Ontology annotation, molecular function: actin filament binding. Gene Ontology annotation, cellular component: cilium.